UGGUUUCGCUUUUUUUUUUUUUUUUUUUUUUUUUUAAGUAUAUUGGCAGGCCUAAUAGAAGAUAUUACCACUUCCCACGCAUCUUCCCUAAUUUUUCCUCUGAGGCCAUUAUAGCUAUUUUCUCGCUGCGAUAUAAAUUGUUGAGUAGUGCUUGAUCAGUGGGAAAAGCAGGUUAGAUUUUUUUUUUUAUAUAGCAAAAACGUCAGCUUUUGUUUUUGAAGUUGCUGGUUACAGGACAACUCCCCUCAGAGUUGUGUGUUUUCUUAGAAGCUAUUCUAAAAAACUUGGGGUUUUAAGACGUUGGCAGUUGCUUAGCAAAGCUCAAUAGCGUGUAUCAACUGAACUACUUCAGCAGGAAACGCAGAAAGAUUAAAAAAUGAGUUAUGGAAACUCUCCUAUCUUCUAGUUUGCCCUCUUGUGCUGGAGCAAUGUCAGCUCUGCAUUCACCACUGCAAACAGGGGCACUGAAUCCUGUGUGCUACAUCCAACCUACCCUCUGUAAGCUCACAAAGCUUUUUGGUUUUACACCUCAAAAGCUUUAUAUUGGUUUUGUUUUCCUCCUGGAAUAAAUGUUAAAGCAGUCCUGUCUGCUGGUGAAGAUUUGCUUUGGGGAAAUCAGCAAUGAGAUACAAAGGUAUGUCUCCUCAGAUCACAGAUUCAAGUUGCAUCUGGCUCAGGAGAUAUGUGGCCUCACGAUUUGGUUGCUUAUUCAUAAUGACUGGUGUGUGGGAGCAGAGGGGGGAGAGAACAGACAUUUCCAUCCUCUUCUGCAGCAGUUGGUUUCAGUUUCACUGUUGUGCGGGCAUAUACCUUAACAGAGAGGUUAACCACGGGUAUUUUGAUUGCUUAGAUUUACUCUGGUGUGAUCUUUCUAGAGCCAUUCUGACCUGCCUGCUGUCUUGUAUGAAACCAGAGAGCUUCAGUUGCUGGGGCUGCUAGACUACUGCUUCAAGCUAAACUCAUCUAUAUGUUUGUGCUUGAGCUUUUUUUAGGAGUGUGUGUGCACAAACGUUUUUGCAGAUGGGAAACCCGAGCUUGAGAAAUUGAAACAGUUUGGCAGUAAUCAUUCUGUACCAGGUUUGAGCUCUGCCCGUGGGCCACGCUGUUGUCAAAAUCCGUACCCCAAAACCAACUUAAAUGGAAACAAAAGUCAAAAGAGUGGGCAGCUGUUGCAUCUGUAGCCCGUGCAUGUCUGCAAGCACUGCAGUUUGUCUUCAUUCACUGUGCCAGAGUAUGUUGUGUGAAAAAUACAGUGCCCAACCUGUAACACUUCAGAAAGUCUCUGGGUAGUUUGAGGUCAGUGUUGCCUACAAGUGUCAUAUUUCUUUACAGGCUGACAGUCCCUGCACUCUUCUGGUUUAGACGUGACCCACAGGCUUUUUGACAGGCAGGCUGUGCUAUCAAAAGGAGAGUAAAGCUCACCACGUCCAAUGGUGAAUAGUACCAUCUGUAGUAACUAAACGUGUAGAUGAGAAGCUAGGUACGCAGGGAACUGGUAUUCGUUGCUAAGAGUUUGCAGCUCUUGAAAACCAGUAUAGCCUUAUCAAACCAGAUUGGCCUGUUGCCUUUCAGGUGGAGGGAAUUAAGCUAGAUUCAAAACUAAUGGGAGUUUAGACACGAAAAGAUGUUUUCCUUGGCUUGCCUAUCAGAAAUCAAGGAAACACCAAAGUAGACGUUUGAAGUCUGAGAAGAUGCUGCCUGAGCUGUGGGCUCAGAGCUGGUUUUCAAAUGCGUGGUAUUCCCACUGUGCUUAUUCACAUUAGUGUUACCCAUAAACAGCAAUUCUAGCUAUCCUGAUUGUUUUAGGAUUAAAACUGCUCUAGGGUUGGUUUGUUUAGUUUCAACUCCCCGCUUCUGGAAGGUUGUGCUGUGGAGACUGCCAUGCCCAUAUACCAAGCACAUUAAAUAACAGAUGUUUGUUUGUUUUUUUUUUUUUUUUUCCUGUUGCCUAGAUGAGACUAAUAUUGUAAGGAACUGUUUAUUGCCAUAAAACGACUUAAUUUGUGGCCCACCAGAGUAGCAGCCUGACAUGUGAAGCUUUUUACUUCGUUCUAAUUGUUCAUUACGUUUUAUGAUGUUUGGUGGCUGGAAAAACAGUUUACUGAUGCUCAUUAUUAUAAUCAAGGAUUGUAAGGAUUUAUGAGCCAACACCAGAAAAAAUAAACUUGUAUGAAAUUAUCAAUCGCUUUAAAUUGACCUUUUUUUUUUCCUGUCUUGAGGAAAGAUGGCCACAGCUGUAUGAAAUAUGUCAGCUGACUAGCUCUUCGCCACAUGAGAAAGUUCUGGUUCCAGUAAUGGCUUUAGCGAUCCUCAUUUUAAUUCGCCAGAAGGGCAACCUGUAUCAUCAGAGAAAACCUCCCUCUCCUGCUUGCUUUUUUUUUUUAUAAAUUUAGUAACCCACUUUGUUGUUUUGCAAGGUGCUGUGAAAUUUAGGAAGCUGGGAUUAUUUCUUUACUAUUUAGAGAUUUUAAAACUAGCUUUUUAUUUACAGCGUUAGUUUUAGGACUAGUAAAACCUUGCCAGAAGACUGGAUUUGUUAGCUAGGAAAAAGCAAUCAGAGCGGGUUGAUUCAGGAACAGCAAAAGCAGUGAAACUCAGCUUUGUUGGGGUACAGAUGUAGGCCUGGGGUUUCCUGCGGAUUCCUGCUGAAACUCUGCAGGCAUUUGUAGCUCUGCUGUGUGGACCCUUGGUCUCCAGUGAAGAAUGAGCCUGUGAUGCUGUUUUUCCCUUAGUUGGGGUACUUGCAAGCAGGGGAUGGGGCCCUGGUUGAAAAAACUAGGGUUUUGUGAUGGUUAUUCUUCUGUCAAAUCGGAUUGAAAUGGAGUGGGAUUGCCAUUUACUGUCUGUCUAGUUUUAGUGAUGCUUAAAAGUGGUAGCUGUGGGACAUCCUGAAAUCUUGUUACAUUCAUGCUGAGAGUACUUAGCAGAAUCCUGAACAGCAGCAGAGACAUCCUGAGCCUUCAGAGAAGUAGCUUUGAAGAUGACAGCAGUUAGUGUGAAGAAUAUGGGGCAUAUUCUGAUUUUGUACGCUGAAUGCUAAAAGCUGCAUUGAGAUCAUAUCUCUCUUUAUGGGCUGAACUCUUCAACUUUCCAAGCGACGGCGAUGUCAGUGGAUUGCCUGGGACAGCGUGCAGUACUCUCAGGCCGCCGUUUCCUCUACAUAGUCAACCUGGAUGCACCAAAUGAGGGUCAUCGAAAGAUCUCCCGACAGAGCAAGUGGGACAUUGGGGCAGUGCAGUGGAACCCGCAUGACAGCUAUGCAUACUACUUUGCAGCUUCGAGCAAUCAGCGGGUUGACCUGUAUAAAUGGAAGGAAGGUAAUGGUGAAGUUUGCACAUCACUGCAGGGACACACACGUGUGAUCAGUGACUUAGACUGGGCGGUGUUUGAGCCAGACCUGCUGGUCACCAGUUCUGUGGACACAUACAUCUACAUCUGGGACAUCAAAGACACCAGGAAGCCUACGGUCUCCCUCUCUGCAGUCGCUGGAGCUUCCCAGGUGAAAUGGAACAAGAAAAAUGCCAACUGUUUAGCAACAAGCCACGAUGGGGAUGUUCGAAUAUGGGACAAAAGGAAACCCAGCACUGCAGUAGAGUACUUGGCAGCUCAUCUUUCUAAAAUCCACGGUCUGGAUUGGCACCCUGACAAUGAGUAUACGCUGGCCACUUCCAGCCAGGACAACUCUGUCAGGUUCUGGGAUUACCGUCAGCCUCGGAAAUACCUGAAUAUCCUUCCCUGCCAGGUUCCCGUCUGGAAGGCAAGAUACACACCUUUCAGCAAUGGGCUGGUGACAGUGAUGGUCCCCCAACUCCGUCGGGAGAACAGUCUCCUCCUGUGGAAUGUCUUUGACUUGAACACGCCUGUCCACACUUUUGUGGGACAUGAUGACGUGGUGCUGGAGUUUCAGUGGAGGAAGCAGAAAGAAGGUUCUAAAGACUACCAGCUGGUUACGUGGUCCCGCGAUCAGACUCUGCGAAUGUGGCGGAUUGACUCUCAGCUGCAGAGGCUGUGUGCUAACGAUAUCCUGGACGGAGUCGAGGACCUCAUCGAUGGGAUUUCUCAUCUGCCAGAGACAGACAAGACCCUUCACCCCCAGGACUCGGAGCCCCAGCAUAACUCUGGACAUGGGGAUGAGGAAGCCUUAAAAGAAGAUUUCCUGAAUGACCCCCUGGUGGGAAAGAAAACGGACCAACUGGGGCUGCCUCAAACACUGCAGCAGGAGUUUUCACUGAUCAACGUGCAGAUCCGAAACGUCAAUGUGGAGAUGGAUGCGGUGAGUCGUAGCUGUACGGUGUCAGUGCACUGCGGCAACCACAGAGUCAGGAUGCUGGUGAUGUUCCCUGUCCAGUAUCCCAAUAACGCUGCACCGUCCUUCCAGUUCAUCAACCCAACCUCGAUCACUGCCUCCAUGAAGGCAAAGCUGCUGAAGAUAUUGAAAGACACUUCUCUGCAGAAAGUGAAGCGGAACCAGAGCUGCCUGGAGCCCUGCCUGCGUCAGCUCGUCUCCUGGCUGGAGUCUGUUGUGAACCAAGAGGACAGCACGUCCAGCAAUCCCUACGCUUUGUCAAACUCCGUAACGCCCCCCUUGCCCACGUUCGCCCGGGUCUCCAAUGCCUAUGGCUCCUACCAGGACUCUAACAUCCCAUUUCCACGGACCUCUGGAGCCAGGUUCUGUGGUGCAGGGUACCUGGUGUAUUUCACGAGGCCCAUGACCAUGCAUCGUGCGGUGUCCCCGACAGAGCCCACACCCAGGUCCCUGUCAGCUUUAUCAGCGUACCAUAGUGGCCUCAUUACUCCAAUGAAGAUCCGCACGGAGACUCCAGGCAAUCUGCGCUUGUACAGUGGGAGUCCGACGCGCAGCGAGAAGGAGCAGGUCUCCAUUAGCUCCUUCUACUACAAAGAGAGGAUGUCUCCUCGCUCUGCCCGGCGACGUUGGUCCAUACAAGCAAUUAACGACUUCCCGAAAUCAAGGCGAUGGAAAAGCAAACGAGAAGGGACAGAUGCCAACAACCGACCCAUCAAAGCCGCAGGGAAAGUUAUUAUCCAAGAUAUUUCCUGCUUGCUGCCUGUCCACAAGCUGCUGGGAGAGCUCUACAUACUGAAUGUGAAUAAUAUCCAGGAGACUUGCCAGAAGAAUGCUGCCUCAGCCUUGGCUGUGGGACGGAGGGAUCUCGUACAGGUUUGGUCACUGGCCAUGGUAGCUACCGAUCUCUGUCUUGGACCAAAGUCUGACCCAGAUUUGGAGAUACCGUGGGCACAACAUCCAUUUGGACGUCAAUUACUGGAGUCCUUGCUGGCUCAUUACUCUCAGCUCCACGACGUGCAGACCCUGGCCAUGCUGUGCAGUGUGUUCGAAGCCCAGUCCAGGUUACAGGGGUGCCCAAACUCCUACAGCCCCUUUCCUCAGCGUGCCUCCAACGUGGCCUCCCACAGCCGAUACCCCAGCUUUACUUCCUCUGGCUCCUGUUCCAGCAUGUCAGAUCCUGGACUUGGCACUGGAGGCUGGAGCAUAGCCAACAAAGACACGGAGCAGGCCUCCACCCCCUGGUGCGAGUCUUCUCCGGAUGACUACCGCUACGGGAACCUGAUGUAUCCCGAUCAUCGGGAGCGUGAGAAAGACCAGCAUGAGAAAAACAAAAGGCUCCUGGAUCCUGCCAACACUCAGCAGUUUGAUGACUUUAAGAAGUGCUAUGGAGAAAUCCUUUAUCGCUGGGGCCUGCGAGAGAAGCGGGCCGAGGUUCUGAAGUUUGUCUCCUGUCCUCCCGAUCCCCACAAAGGAAUUGAGUUCGGCGUGUACUGCAGCCACUGCCGCAGCGAGGUGCGCGGCACCCAGUGUGCCAUCUGCAAGGGCUUCACCUUCCAGUGUGCCAUCUGCCACGUGGCAGUGCGGGGCUCCUCCAAUUUCUGCCUGACGUGCGGACACGGAGGCCACACCAGCCAUAUGAUGGAGUGGUUUCGCACCCAGGAGGUGUGUCCCACGGGCUGUGGGUGCCACUGCCUGCUCGAGAGCACCUUCUGAGCGGUCCUGGCAGCGGGGCCCCCCGCUGAACCGGAUUUAAUCCCGAAUUCCCAAGCCACGUUGAAUCAGCUCUGCUCCGCGGUGGCUGGAGGAGGUGCCACGGGGAGCCGAAGCAGGAUGGCCUGGCGGUGCGCUGCAGCGAGGUUUACAAGUGCUUCCAGUACUCCCACGCUUCCCAGGUUGCUUUCACAGUGAUUUGACCAAACGCCCUGUGUCCAUUGCUGGCGAUGGAUGCCGGAGCAGAAAAAUUGCUCUCUCCUGCAGAAGAGGGGUGUGAAUAUUGGCCGGUCUCCGUUGGGACGAGGUGGCGUUAAAAAGCUCCUUUGGAAAGGGUUCAGCCUGGCAGAGCCAAACCCGCUCCGGCUGCGUAGUGUCUUUCCAGGUGCCUCCUUCCAGGGGCUCAAAGUGAACAAAAUAGUUGUCUUUGCGCCGUUAAAGCAGAACUAAUUUGCAAGCAACUGUGAGCUCUAAAGGGGAACUGUGAACUGGGCUCGAAGAGCAAGUGCUCCAUGGGACUGUGCUCAGAGUUACUUUUGGAAGCACCGGGGUCCUUGUUUUGAACGGCUGUUUACGUUGUUUAGAUUACCCCACAAAGCAAAAGGAUGAAACUACAUUUUUUUUUUUUAGGGUUGCUUCCUACCCGCUGGUCAGUACAGCAAAGCCCAGCCGGGCACCCAGGGUCACCAGGAUGAGUUGCUUUUUUCCAGCAGUUUCAGUACCGUUCCGCCAAAGGUGUCUCCACCUCCUGCUCUGCCCGGGUGCUAUAAUGCACUUUAAUUUGCCUGUCCCUGCCUUGUCAGUGACACGUCCUGGUGACCGGGAAAGGCAUCUGCCGUUUGAGUUUGGAAUCCACCCCGUGUUUCCGUGGAUGGUGGCACCUGAGGGUGUUUCAGAAAGCCUUGGCUUCCUUACUGGGAAAACACAAGGAGGACGUUUGCUCUGUGCAACUCCCUUCGGCUGUUUUCUCCAGGCCCUAUGGAGAAUUAUCAUGAAUAAUUUGAGGUUUGCUGCCAGUGUGCUUGAGUGAUGAGGCUCCCGAGCCAGAGAGACAGCAGUUUCAAGGGGAAAAGGGGUUGGUGGGGUUUGGGGUUGUUGGGUUUUUUUUUUGUAAAGGUGGUGGGAUUCACGGAGGCAAAAGGUUUGUGCCUUUUCUCCCUGUGGAGCUUUGGUUGGAGACGGAGCCGCGUCAGCCCGAGGUUUGGAUUUGGGCAAAAGUGUGGUCAGGGAUGAGCCCUCCCCACUCCCAACCUCUGUGCUAACUCAGGCUGUGUGAUCCGCCGUGGAAUAAACCAGAUGGUGUACCUGAAACAUUAAAAUUAUUUUUUUAAGUGC
This is a messenger RNA of Tyto alba (common barn owl), 7351 nucleotides long. RefSeq names its product WD repeat domain 59 (gene WDR59). Gene Ontology annotation, molecular function: protein binding. The record is from RefSeq and is a predicted model, not a curated record. Lineage: Eukaryota; Metazoa; Chordata; Aves; Strigiformes; Tytonidae. The transcript is spliced from 27 exons. Bases 3104 to 6019 code for a protein of 971 amino acids.